Diospyros lotus (date-plum) is the source of this 823-nucleotide messenger RNA. RefSeq names its product VQ motif-containing protein 11. NCBI's taxonomy places the organism in Eukaryota, Viridiplantae, Streptophyta, Magnoliopsida, Ericales, Ebenaceae. The coding region runs from base 103 to 633 and encodes 176 amino acids. The transcript has a single exon. The record is from RefSeq and is a predicted model, not a curated record.
ACCGCCAUUAUAUUUCAUCCACCACCACCUCUCGUUGCCGUCAGUUUCCUUCAACCUCUUUCUCUCUGUCAUCAUCUUCUUCUCCACUCCAACCUCUCUUCCAUGGCCGCCCCUCCUUCAUCUUCUUCAAACCCUAACACAAACGACAAUGAACCCAGCUGUCUAGCGGCCAACACCACCCCCACCACCUUCUUCGUCCAAGCCGACCCAUCCAACUUCCGAGCGGUGGUCCAGAGACUCACCGGAGCGCCCCAGGAUCCGGCGACGCAGAAGCUCCCCGUCACGGCUCGCCUCGCCGGAAAGCCCGUGGCAGGCGAGAUUAUGGGCAUUAUGAGGAGAUCGGUCUUCAGGCUUCACGAGCGGAGGCAGAGCGGCGCCAGGAACCUGGAGAUCAAGCUCGGCGGCGGCCUGCAGCGGAGCUUCGGCGAGGAGGCGUCUCCGGUGUCGCCGCUGGAGAUGAUGGAGGAGGAGGAGAGGGCAAUCGCAGAGAAGGGUUUCUACUUGCACCCGAGUCCACUCAGUACGCCUAGAGGCUCUGACCCGGAGCUCUUGCCUUUGUUCCCUCUCCACUCUCCCACCUAUCAACACCAUUCAUCAUCAUCUUCUUCUUCUUCUUCUUCUUCUUCCACUUAACUUAAACCGUUCAAAUUUCAAACCCGUUUGAGUUAUGUUUCCGGUAGACUGUAGUUUGGUAGGUAGAAAGAGGGUUUAGUUUAUUAUGAUUUGAAAAGUAAUUAUACAUAUGUAUCAUAUUUUCAUGUGAUCCUCGGACUUUAAUUCUUUCAUGAUUAAAGUGUUGGAUUAAUUAUUAUGACUCAUUAGU